Molecule: messenger RNA, 7293 nt
Organism: Myotis daubentonii (Daubenton's bat)
Lineage: Eukaryota; Metazoa; Chordata; Mammalia; Chiroptera; Vespertilionidae
Gene: BMF
Product: Bcl2 modifying factor
Biological process (GO): apoptotic process; positive regulation of apoptotic process; negative regulation of autophagy
Cellular component (GO): myosin complex
Source: RefSeq, a predicted model, not a curated record
GGGGGCCCGGGAAGGGUUGGACUGCGGGUAUCUGGGGUGAUCAUGAAGGACUGGGGCGCUGGGCUGUGGAAACGGGGUGCAGAACCCACAUCUAGGUGCGCUGCUCCACGAGGCAACGUGGGGUUGUAGCAUUUGAGAGUCCCAGGAGUUGGGUCCAGGUGGGCAAGGGAGCCUGCGGUGCACUGCCGAGCCGACCUGGGCGCCAGAGAACAGCCGGGGCUCCGGAUCUUACUUUGGGGUAGGGCAGGAAGUUGUGGGGCGUCCUGCCUCCCCGCGGAGUCUGAAGGCCCCUCUCCUUAACAGCUGGGCUUUCCCCUCCUUCCCAAUUGCGUCUGGGCGCCAAGCCCCCGAGCGCUCGUCACGCUGGACCCUGGCGCGGAGCCCUGGCAUCACGACUCGGAGGCCGACACUCUCUCCUGGAGUCACCCAGGUCUGGACACACUCUUACCACACCAGGGAGCCUGUUUGUUGUGUUGAGCAAGCUGGGGGUGGAGACUAGAGUAGAUGGGCAGAUGGGCAGGGCCUAGCAGGUUUGGAGGGAACCUGGCUGUCCUAGGAUUGCUGGCUGGCUUUUGUUUUUACUGCUGAGCCUGGAGCUCAGUUUAGACUUGGUGGUUGGUUACUCCUCAGGGCAGUGAGUGAGAGAGUGGGUGAGAGAGAGUGAGUGUUGGGAGCACUAUGUGUACAGUCAGCCACACAGCACCCUCUGCUCUCUCACAGAGGCUAGUCUCGUCGGCAUUUCCCCAGGUACCCUGAGCGCUUAUAGCAGCUGAUCAUACCCCUGCUAUUGCUCAGAGUUGGGAGCAAACUUCAUGACUGUGACCAGCUGGGUCAGAAGAAGAGACUGAGGGGAGGGUGGCCGUGGGUGAGCUCAGGAAGAAGUAUGGAGAGUCCCUGAACAGUGAGGCAGCCCGCAUGUGGGGACAGGUGUCACCCUUGGCAGCACUAUAUCACCAGGGUUAUCAGUCAUCAGUACCUGGCCCCACUUCCACGGAUAAGAAGAGAGAAGAAGGAAGGGCAGGGGAGGACCCCCUCUAGGACUCCCUGGAAGGGAUAGCAUCCUGGAUGCCUCAUUACAUCCAACAGGGGAGAUGGAGCCACCUCAGUGUGUGGAGGAGCUGGAGGAUGAUGUGUUUCAGCCGGAGGAUGAGCUGGGGACCCAGCCUGGGAGCUUGCCCUCUGCUGACCUGCUUGCCCAGAGCCAGCUGGACUGCCCCCUCAGCCGCCUGCAGCUCUUCCCUCUCACCCACUGCUGUGGCCCUGGGCUUCGCCCCAUCAGCCAGGAAGACAAGGCCACCCAGACCCUCAGUCCAGCCUCCCCGAGCCAGGGUGUCAUGCUGCCUUGUGGGGUGACCGAGGAACCCCAGCGACUCUUUUAUGGCAAUGCUGGCUACCGGCUCCCUCUCCCUGCCAGUUUCCCUGCAGGCUUGCCCCUUGGUGAGCAGCCCCCUGAGGGACAGUGGCAACAUCAUCGAGCAGAGAUCCAGAUCGCCAGAAAGCUUCAGAGUAUUGCCGACCAAUUUCAUCGGCUUCAAAUGCAGCAACACCAGCAGAACCGAAAUCGCAUGUGGUGGCAGUUCCUCCUCUUCCUACAUAACCUCGCCUUGAAUGGAGAUGAGAACAGGAACGGGGCGGGUCCCAGGUGAGGCUGGGCUGCCCUCUUCGAAUGGGGCACCACAGGAAGGACUUCCGCGAGGACUGACACUGUGUCAUGUGAAGUUGUUUCUUGUUGUUCUUACCUUAAAAUUUUAUCUCUAUGUGUACAUAAGACAUGCCCAAGUGGGACCUUUUCCCCUGUUCAGGACCUUGACCAGGAAUGGGGGCCUUUGUCAAACACUGUUGAAGUGGAGGCUGAUGAGUCUCUGAUGGUGGGUCCUCCCAAGGGCUCUGACAAGCAGGUUCUUCAGCCCGCGGUUGUUGAAGAUGGCCAGGUAGUGAUGUUCUCUGGCCAGAGGACUGUAGUUUAGCCACAGGAACUCAGUUAAACCAUAGGAAGCUGGAUUACACUCCUGCUCCCACCAAACCUGUCAGCCUUCCGCCAUGGACGGAGCCGAGAUCCGGACGGUCACACUGCUUCAGCGCACCAGGGCCUUGGUCGGGGGCUUUCCAGCUGAGCAUGGCCACUUCGCUAGGCCACUCAGCCUCUAUCUGGGUUCUCCUUCGGCCCAGCCGGUGCCCGCUCCAAGGGCUCAGGGAUUCUUGCCCAGCCCCUGUCAUCUCCAGCAGACCUCAGGGAGGGUUGGGUUUCUCCAAGGACCCCGCAAACAUGCCUCAAAAUGAACCAAACUUCUGUGUCGGCCUCAAAUCUGACUUGGUCCCACUUGGAGGCCCCAGGAUUGAUCCUGAGGUACAGAACCACUGCCACCUCUGGCUUCCUAGAACUGGCUGCCUGUCAGCCAUGGAUGAGCCAAAUAGCCAAUCACCAUGCUGUCAUCAGCAGCUUGUGCCUUUGUGGGCUCUUCUUUCCAAAGAACCAGCAACAGACUGCAUUCCGGUCCCCGGUCAGCACUGUAGGGCAUGAAGGGGCAGCACUGCAGUGGGACUGGGAAAGCGGCCGUCCCUCCUGGAAGAGUCAGCCCGAGAGGAACCCAGACCACUUGGUUUCCUUGGAAACAACAUACCUCCUCCUCCUUAUUCCCAUUCCUUAUUCACACCUUCUAUGAAAGGUAGAAGGAAGAAGCCAGCACAGUGACUUUGUCAGCUGACAUGUGUCUUUUUGAGCAACAGACAAUGAUGAGAGUGCAAAACCGUCAGAGCUGGGUGCACGUCUCCUGUCUUCCUUCAGCUCCCAGCUAGGCCAGCAGGGCAUGCUCUGGCACUCAGCGGGAUCGCAGCUGCCUCCGAACUUCCCUUCUCUCCCUGCUGUGGCGCUAAUGGCGAGAAUUUAAAACAGCCAGUCUGCCAGCUCUGACCAGACAGAGAAUUUGAUUAACAGAACCUGUUAACAGAUACCUAGAAAUGAAAUGAUAAUUUUUGCAUAUGUAGGAAAAGAUAACAUUGGUGCUAAACAGAGAAGCAAGGCCCAAAGAAAAGGCUGCUUUCCUGGGCAGCGAAGACCCCGGGGCUACCCAAGGAAAUCAGAGAAGUCCCGAGGAGGCUCUCACAGCUGAGCAAGCCAAGGCUCCUCCAGUUCUGCCAAGAGGAGGUCUCAGUACUGUUGAAGGAAGCCUUGAUCCCUGUACGUACCGUUGGGAAGGUUGUUCCCUGCACCAGGGCAGCUGCAGAGGAAGGUAAUAGCGACUAAGGUCGAGCUCCUGCUCUGCUCACCGAGUUGUAUGCCCCAGCGCAGGGCUCAGUCUUCCCCGGAGAACCGGGGCCUUUGUAUGAAGGUGCCGUAUGGGCUCAUAGUGACCCUGAGGAGAAGGACCUCAAACUGUGCAAAUGCCUUUGUUUUGUUCUACUUAGAUGUUCUGGAGGUGUUACCUUUUCUUGGCCAGAAUUAUAUUCUCAGGGUGUGUACCAUGGUUUGUCUGCUAAGGAGAUGGGUUCUCACUCACAAGAAGGAACCCAGAGAACAGGCAUGAGGACUGGCUCCGGAACACGCUGACCGUCGUGAAGUUCAGCCUCCCCUGCGUGUCAUGUCAUUCAUGAGGUGCUGAGGGCCUGGUGUCCUCCCCUCCCCUGGACCAAGGCUACGACAGGCAGCGGCUGGUAUAUGUGCUGGAGUGGAACACACAAGAAAACCACGAUUAUUUCUACCAACCAUUUUUUAACCUCUCUUGGCAGACUUUCCACCUGAGCUGAGUGAGAGAGCAAAUAAAUGGUCCAGACUUUGGUGCUGAGGCAAAGCCAUCCACUUCAGGGACCCUGCCAGGCCCAGGAGGGCCUGUGCUAAGAACUGAGCCCAGAGUUUGACAAGCCCAUCUGAACAUUGAGCCUGGGGCCUGGGGGAAGAUGGUCCAACCGCACUAUCUCCAUCUUCUGUGAAGCCAAGGACUAACUCACUCUGUUAAGCAAGCCAGGGCAACAUUUAAAACCUCCUUCCUUUCCCAUCCCCCAGAAAACCUAGGAGGUAACUCCCAGAAUAGCCCUAGGAGAGAGGUUCCCCCUGGCUGGCUGUUUUCAACUGGCCUAGUGAUCUAGGUCCCGCCCCUUCCCUCUGCCUGGUGAGUUGGUCUGAACAUUCCUCAAGUCCAGCCUCAGGAGACAUGUCCCUCCCCCUGGGCCCCUCUUCCCACCCGCAGCCCCAGAGGCUUGGCUGUCUCCUGUGAGGGGGUGGAGAAUCCGAUUGAGAGGGAGGGAGAGUCUGACCUGGGUCCUGACCUGUAACCAGCUGAAGACUAGUGGAGCUUUUGUGGUUUGCUGAUGGAUGGGGGUGGGAGAGGGACUGGAAACCUCCCUCCCCUUGUAGAAAUGCCCUGGAGGAGGGGAAGCCUGCUUAUUCAGGGUCUAAAUAGCCCUUCCAACUCAGAACCCCGGAGGAGGGGUUUCUGGACGCCUAUGGACAGAAGUGGGGAGGCAAUCCCCCCAGGCCAGACAUCUGACUUCUCCAGCCGGUUGCAAAGUCUGGGCUGCUGAAGAGCUGUCCGUGGCCUUCCCCUGCUCAAUCCGAGGCAGAACAGAUCACCUCCCAGUGACCUCCCCAACCCCCUAGGGGAGUAGGUCUGUGUUCAGAGCUUGUGUGGCAGGCACAUUCAAAGUGCUCAGAGCGGCCCACCUGACUUGUCUCACUGACUCCUGUGGCCAGGCCCUGUCCAAGGGUGGCUCCUGACUGGUCAUGGCAGGGAGGGGUUGAUUGGGAUGGCCCAUCUAGGUCCUCCAUCUGCCCGAAGUCUUCUGGGAAGGAGGCUGGGGAGCCACUUGACUGUCCUAGGCAGCAAGGAGUACACUGCCCAUGAAAGCUUGCCUGUGGGGGGACUUGAUGAAGAGGGAGUAGGGAGAGUAGAGAGCAGCAGAAGCAGGCAGGCUUAAAUUGCCACUGCCCUCAGGGCUGCGGGGAAUCAGCGCUGCAGCCCAGGCUGGAGGAAGCUGAGGGCCCCUCUGUGUGUAGGUGGGGACCCUUGGUGGCAGGCCACCCUGGCCAGACUUGCCCUAGGAAGGGGUUAACCUAUCAGCCUGUGAUGCCUCCUGGGGACACUGGGCAGUGGGCAGGCAUGCCAGGGCUAGUGAGGACUUAGAGCCUGGAGGGAAUGGCAGAGAAAGCCCAGCCCUUCCAGAGAUGCACCAGCCUCCAUGCUGAAGCUGACGGUGCUCAGAGCCUGUGAAGGUCCCAGGUCCACACGGCUCUUCUCUCUGCACAGUUGGCCAGAGCCUCUCCCUGCUGGGUGAGCAUUGCCCGGCGGCCACCCUGGGUCCACAGGGCUGUCAGGGGAGACCCAGUGCGAAUGUAGCAUUUUGUUCAUCCCAGAUUAGUUGCCCUGGGUUCUAGGCACUCUGCCUCUGGGAGAGAGACAGGGAAAGAGGGAGGGGAAUGGGGACCCAUUGUUUUUUAACCUGUACAGAGUAUUUGACUUUCUGUUCUUCCAGUGUGUGUGUGUGUGUGUGUGUGUGUGUGUGUGUGUGUGUGUGUGUCUGUCUGUCUGUCUUCCCAUCAAUUGGUACAGUUUUAAAUAAAACCAUUUAAAGCAAAACUGGUCUGUUUCAAGGUGUGGUAAAAGUGCAACGGGACCCAUUAGGGAAUUUGAGAUUCCUAACUUGUGUCUCAGCUGCACUCCUGAGUUACCCCUGAGGCUCCUGGCUUGUCAGGAGUUCCCGUCCCCUCUGGGAUUGGAGAAGAGCCUUCUGACCACACUGUAAGCAGCACAGCAGAGGCCCCAUGAGGUGGAAGACAUGGGCUUUGGAUCCAGACUUGAAUCCAGUUCCAGCCUCCAUCAGCUGAAUGAUCUGAGGCAAGUUAUGUAACGUCUCUGAGCCGUUGGUUCUUCCUGUGUAAAAUACAGCUGUGCCUGCCUUGCAGGGUCAGAGGGAAUGUGUGCAAAGGGCCUGCCCACACCUCCAUUCCCCCACCCCUGUCAAGCUGGGCUUCAGUUUUCUUUUAUCCAGGUAGCAUCUCAGGAGGUAGGCUCCUUGUAGGGGACUUCCUGGCUUGCAUUUCUUUGUGGAUUAACAAUGUGUCUGAUUCAAGAGGGUAAUUUAAAGCUCUUGACAGAGUUCUGAAAAUCCUCGGGGAAAACCACCCCUGGUCCUGUCAGCAGUAAGCCCGGAGCCAAAGGGCCAACGCGCCUUGCCAGCGCCGGGCCCCAUGAUUUAGGAAGCUGUCGGCUCUCUGAGGACCAGCCUUGGACUCCGGUUCCUCCCCCCAGAGACAGUGGGAGUUUGAAGUGACACUGAACCGUCUUGUCUAACCUCUUCCUUUUAUGGUUGAGUAAACUGAGGCCCAGAAAGGGGAUGCAAUUGUCGGUUGGGCUUUUUAAAUAGCUGAGUCAGUCUGAGGGGGGCCUACCCCAUCCAUCUGGGUUUCCACUUGGAAAUUGCAGUGCUCUUGCCCAGAUCUGCAGGGAAGCCAAAACUUGUCUAUUUUUAAUGCCAAAUAACUGCCUCUUCUCCUGUAAAACAUGGCACUUCUAACCACUCUAUAUUUGGACGGAGAGGUUUAUUUUUACUGGAGUGCGGUAGAAGUGCGGCCUGGUGCCACGUCCGGAUGUUAUUCUACAUUUCACGUGCAGGGUUGUAGUUGAGCCCAUUAGCAGCUCCUAUGAGCUACACAGGGAAUUAGUAGGUGAUUGGUGAUGUACUGUCUUUCUUUCAAGUCAUCUGCUCCUACUUUGGGUCCGGCUGCAUUCAAUUGCCUAGGCUAGAAACCUGAGAGCUCACCCUGUCCCCCCGUCCCUCCCUUUCUCUUUCUCUCUGAACCCUUCCCAGGAAGUCCAGGGAGAAGUUAAAGGCGCAGCUGCCCAGGUUUGAACCCAGGCUCUGCUGCUGACCAGCUGAAUGGCAUGGGGCAGGUCACAUAGCCUUGCUGUGCCUCAGUUUCCUUAUCUGUAAAAUGAGAUGACAAUAGUAUCUAUUGAAGGUUGUUGUGAGCAUUAAAUAUGUGAAUAUGUGUCAGGUGCUUAGAAUAAUGCUUGGUACAUAUUAAGUUGCCAAUAAAUGUUAGCUGGGCCCUGACCAGGUAGCUUGGUUGGUUAGAGCAUUGUCCCAAUAUGCUGAGGUUGCAGGUUGGAGCCUCAGGGCACUUGUAAGAACCAAGCAAUAAAUGCAUGAAUAAAAUGCUUAAGUGGGACAACAAAUUAAUGUUUCUCUUUCGCACUCUCCCUAAUUCUAUCUAAAAAUCAAUAAUAAAUAAAAGGCCCCUGCCUCCACUCCCACUCUGCCUCCUCUUAAAUAAAUAAAUAAAUGUUAGCUGAUAAUAUU